Enterospora canceri is the source of this 1176-nucleotide messenger RNA. The record is from the annotation of a GenBank genome assembly. NCBI's taxonomy places the organism in Eukaryota, Fungi, Microsporidia, Enterocytozoonidae.
AUGGAUAUCAAUACCAAUGAAACCACUCUACCACUGAAUAAGGAGACUACCAGAAUAACCCAUUCCAACAUUAGUGCAGUCGUAGGCCUAAUGCACUGUCUAAUCAUGGGAAUGGUAUUCCAGUCUUCCACGACACUCGUAGAAGACAGCUUCAUCAGAAAUGCGGCCCUCUGCCUCUUCACGGCCGCCGUAUUCGGAAACCUCCUUGCCACUCUCAUCAAACUGGAGUGCACUGCCUCGUUCAUCCUCAUCGACAGCAUUUUCAGCACCGUCACUGCUGCCAGAAUCUACUUCAACUCAAAAAUGACUCUUCUUCUGGUGGUGCUCCUUUUCACCCCGUAUGGAGUUGCAAUAGGCUACAUGAUGAAUAUCGUACCAGUCUACAUCCUACAGACUGCUUCUGACAAGUACAGGGUCCUUCUGCUCAACUCAAUUGGUGGCCUCGGAAUUGUAGGCGGAUUCAUCCUCUUCAGAAAUGCCCAGGAUCUCAUCUCACUAACUACCGCCUUUGGCCUCAUUCUUGGAACCAGCCUCCUCUUUGGCCUCUUCAUGGGCCUGGCUGGAAAGAGAGUCAGACUCAACACAGGCAGGAAGUUCGAUCUAAGAAACCUCACUGACAUCUUCUCCAAUGGCCCCAACUCAGCCGCAAUAAUAAUUCUAGCCAUGGUCUCAAACAACUACGCUGGAAUCAACUACAUCGUCUUCAACAGCACGACCAUCUUCAAGGACUCCAACGCCCUCCUCGUCUUCAACCUGGUCAACUUCUUUGCUCAGUUUGUGACGUAUCUCGGAUACCUCUGCACCUUCAAAUUUGGUCGAAAGCAGCUGAUGCUCUUUUCAUCUGCUGCCUGCUUAGUUGGAAACCUGGCAUUUCUGCUCUCUGACAUCCGCUACCACCGCUACAUCUCGUUCUUCUUCAUCCUCAGCUACAAUCUUGGACUAGGAAAUAUCCCAUUUGUGCUGACUUGUGAGGUGUUUCCGCCUCAUGUCCUGCAAGAAGGGUCAAUGAUUGGAUCAUCGGCCAACUUCCUGGGUGGUUUGCUCUUCUCUCUCACAUUCUCUAGUACUGGUAAGACUGGAUUUAUUGUAAGCAUGGUUUAUCUAGCACUAAGUGGCCUAUACUUUGCAGUAUUCAUGAAGGAAACAAAAGGGCAGAAAGAAGGAAAGUAUCAAUAA